Molecule: messenger RNA, 1542 nt
Organism: Diplodia corticola
Lineage: Eukaryota; Fungi; Ascomycota; Dothideomycetes; Botryosphaeriales; Botryosphaeriaceae
Product: cytochrome p450
Exons: 6
Coding region: 1-1542 (513 amino acids)
Molecular function (GO): heme binding; monooxygenase activity; oxidoreductase activity, acting on paired donors, with incorporation or reduction of molecular oxygen
Source: RefSeq, a predicted model, not a curated record
AUGGAUAGCCCCGCUGGCCCAGUUCCCGAGUCCCCCCCAAGAAUCUUGAAGAUCGGCAGCGUUCCGUCGUUGUUUGGCAUCUUCGUAUCUCUGCUCGUUGUGAAAUUCGUGGUCACGGCAGUAUACAAUGUCUACUUCCAUCCGUUGAGUAAAUAUCCGGGUCCAAAGCUUGCUUUGACGUCCAAUCUGGUGUGGUGGAUGAUCAGCUACACGGGCAAGAUUGAGCAGUGGACUCGCAAGCAGCAUGAAACCUACGGCGAAAUCGUCCGUCUAGGCCCUGACCGGCUUAGCUACAUCAACCCGCAGGCGUGGAAGGACAUUUACGGCCACCGCAGCGCCGGGAAAAAGGAGAACGGGAAGGACCUCCGCCGCUUCUACACCAAGGACAUCAACGACAAGUACCAUGUCCUCAACACGCCGGACGUGGUCGAGCAUGGCAACCUGCGUAGAAUCUUUUCCAACGCGUUCAGCGAGAAGGCGCUGAAGCUGCAAGAGCCUCUGAUCAAGAGAUACGUAGACAAGUUGAUCUGGAACAUGUACCGCAUGACCAAGGAGGAUCCGGAUGUUUCUCUUGGCAUGGUCAAGCUGUACAACCUCACGACCUUCGAUAUCAUAAGUGACCUGACUUUCGGCGAGCCUCUCGGGUUGCUCGAACAGUCCGAGUACACGCCGUGGGUGCAGGCCAUCUUCGCCAACGUCAAGGCCCAGCACAUGCAGCGGAUCCAACUUGAGUUUCCCAUGCUCGGCAAGAUCAUGAGCUGGUUCAUUCCGCAGUCUCUCAUCGAUCAGCAGAAGGCCCAUUUCCAGCAUUCGGCCGAGCGCGUGGACCGGCGGCUCGAGAAAGGCGUGGAUGGAGACAAGCCGGACAUCUGGGGCCUGGUGUUGGCCAAAGGCAAGGACAACCAACUCGGGCUGGGCGAGAUGCACGCGAACUCGUCCAUCUUCAUGAUUGCGGGCUCGGAGACGACGGCGACGCUGCUCAGUGGGCUCACCUUCUAUCUGCUCAAGAAUCCGGACAAGCUGCGGAAGGUGGUGGAUGAGGUGCGAGCGGUGGCGUCGGAAGAUGAGCUUACCCUAGAGCUGCUGCCUCGGAUGCCGUACCUGAACGCGUGCUUUGAGGAAGGGCUGAGGGUCUACCCGCCCGUGCCCAUUGGACCUCCUCGCGAGGUGCCGCAAGGCGGCAACGUCAUCUGCGGUGAUUGGGUUCCUGAAAAGACGAGGGUCUCUGUCCACCAAUGGUCUGCGUACCGGUCUGCGCUUAACUUCAAGGAUCCGGACUCGUUCAUCCCUGAGCGGUGGCUUCCUGGAAACGUCGAGUACGAGAGCGACCAGCGAGAAGUGCUUCAGCCCUUUUCCUUCGGACCGCGCAACUGUCUGGGAAAGAAUCUUGCAUAUCACGAGAUGCGGAUUAUUCUGUCCAAGGUGCUCUGGCACUUUGAUUUAGAGCUUUGCGAGCAGAGUCAGGACUGGGCUAACCACAAGUCGUUCACUCUAUGGGAGAAGCCGGAGCUCUGGUGUAAGGCCAAGCCAAUCCGCGCCUAG